CUACAGGCUGCUCAGAUGCGUAGGCCACGUUGCGCGCACCCGAGCAACUGUAGGGCGGAGCACCACCUUGGUACUGCCCUCUCCUCCCAUCUCCUCUGCGCCCAACAUGGCGGAACCGAGCGGCUUGAGCGAGGAGGCUGCCUAUGGCGCCUGCUCGGAGCCGGAUCCCAGCACGAAGGUGGCAUGGGGGAGGCCGGCUCAGGUGGUAAUGGAUCCUGCAGCUGUGAUAGGAUACAGGAUUUUAUAUUUCAGCAGACAAUGUUAAGAGUAAAGGAUCCUAAGAAGUCACUGGAUUUCUAUACAAGAGUUCUUGGAAUGACACUGCUUCAGAAAUUUGACUUUCCUCCCAUGAAGUUCUCACUGUUUUUCCUGGGUUAUGAAAAUAAAAACGAUAUCCCAAAAGAUAAAGCUGAGAGAACACCUUGGACCUUCUCCAGAAAAGCUACACUUGAACUGACACACAACUGGGGCUCUGAGAAUGAUGAAAAGCAGUCCUAUCAUAAUGGCAAUUCAGAUCCCCGAGGAUUUGGGCACAUUGGAAUUGCUGUCCCUGAUGUCAAUAAAGCUUGUAAGAGGUUUGAAGAACUAGGAGUGAAAUUUGUGAAGAAACCAGAUGAUGGUAAAUUGAAAGGAAUUGCAUUUGUUCAGGAUCCUGAUGGCUACUGGAUUGAAAUUUUGAAUCCUAACCAUAUGGUGACUCUCACUUAGAUCUAAGUGAAUACACUGUAUAAAAGAUACAAACUUAGUUCCCUGGAGAAAAUCUGUAACAGUGUUUGUGAAAAUCAAUUAUGUUCAGAUUUUCUUCUAAAACUAAACUGAGGCUCCCCAACUGUUCUCCUGUGAUGCCACUGCUAUUUGCUUCCAGUUUGGAAUCCUCACCCAUCUUUUAAAGAGCACGAAUAUGUACUCUGCUCUUAAACAGACUCCACCAAUAUUUCACUAAACACUCUAAGAUGCAUGACUAGAAGUUUACAUCAUCUCACGCUACCUAGAUUUAAACUAACAAAAAAAGAUCCUGCAUUAUUGCUGAUGGGCUUCACCGAGGAGCAUAUAUAAUGCAUAUUUUUUUCAUUAAGUCAGAGGAUAUCCUGAAGGCUUUGUGCACUUCCCUGUUUAUUAGAAAAUAAAAUAUCAGAUUUCUUACCUGA
Messenger RNA from Lagopus leucura (white-tailed ptarmigan), 1148 nucleotides. RefSeq names its product glyoxalase I (gene GLO1). The transcript is spliced from 7 exons. The coding region runs from base 16 to 708 and encodes 230 amino acids. Gene Ontology annotation, molecular function: lactoylglutathione lyase activity; metal ion binding. NCBI's taxonomy places the organism in Eukaryota, Metazoa, Chordata, Aves, Galliformes, Phasianidae. The record is from RefSeq and is a predicted model, not a curated record.